Physella acuta is the source of this 3647-nucleotide messenger RNA. Its product is annotated as glycerol-3-phosphate acyltransferase 1, mitochondrial. Gene Ontology annotation, biological process: triglyceride biosynthetic process; glycerol-3-phosphate metabolic process; fatty acid metabolic process. The record is from RefSeq and is a predicted model, not a curated record. Gene Ontology annotation, molecular function: glycerol-3-phosphate O-acyltransferase activity. Lineage: Eukaryota; Metazoa; Mollusca; Gastropoda; Physidae. Gene Ontology annotation, cellular component: mitochondrial membrane.
UUUUAAGAUAGACUACUGCUAAAAACUAAUCUACAACGUGACCUCUGACAACGAGAUGAAUACUAAUCUUAUAAAUUACAUAAUUAAAAUUAUAUAAUUCUACUACAGAUGAAUCAUGUCGACAAAAAACAUGAGAACUUUGGGAGGUAGUGGUCCCCCUAAACAGAUUCAACAAAAAAGAUUGUUCAGAAAGCGGCAAGCAAAUGUAGAGUCAGAGAAGAGGUUUGAUGUGGAAACAAUUGGUGCCUUCAAGAAGAUGCCAUCUUUCCAGCCUGAACAUUUCAUGACAACUCGCCCGUUAAUGGGGGCUUGCUGUGCUUGUAUGCCCCAAAGUCAGAGAGAGUUGAUGAGUCCAGGCCUAAGAGAGAUGGGAGUGAGAAAUAUCUUGGAUGUCAGAACUGAGAUGGCCAAUGCCGGGUACCUCUCAAGAUGGUUUGCAGAUGAAGCUUAUGCACUGAGGCGACCUUUGUUCAACAGAUACCCAGAUCUCUCCAUGGUUGUACUCACAAGUCCCAGGGUUCUAAAGGCCGUACAGCAGACAUCCAAUCACCUUGGCUCUGAGAUCUUGGGUGAAGGCCAUCAGGCCAAACAACAAAUUGAGAAGAGUUGUCUUGUGACCAUUCAUAAAAUGAAGGCUUCUAUAUCAUCUGUAUUUAUUAAAUUGACAGCCUGGUUUCUCACGAAGUUUCUUGCCAAGUUUCUGCGCAGUGUGCAAGUGUGUCGCGGUCAGAUGAUGAUGGUCAAGCAGGCCAGUGAGAAAGGUGUCCCCAUGGUGUACCUGCCUCUCCAUCGAAGUCACUUGGAUUACAUCCUGGUCACUCUGAUACUAUGGCACUACGACAUCAAAGCACCUUAUGUUGCCGCUGGUGAUAAUAUGGACAUUCCAGUGUUUAAUUCACUUAUGAGAGCUUUAGGAGGAUUUUUUAUUCGCCGUCGCUUGGAUACAAAAGUGGGUCAAAAAGACGUCUUAUACAGAGCAAUCCUACAUCAGUACAUGACAACACUGCUACAUCAUGGGGAAAGCCUGGAGUUUUUUGUUGAGGGAGGGAGGACUCGGACUGGCAAGGCCGUCAUUCCUAAAGGAGGCCUCUUGUCAGUUGUUGUAGAGGCUUGCAAUGAAGGAGAAAUGUGUGAUGCCUACAUUGUGCCAGUGACUUUCAGCUAUGAGAAGCUUAUUGAUGGCUAUUAUUACAGGGAACAAAUGGGCAUGCGUAAAGUGAGAGAGUCAUUUUGGGGAGCUGUCAAAGGAAUUUUCCGAGUCUUUUUCAGCAGCUAUGGAAGUGUCCGGGUAGACUUUGCUCAGCCAUUUUCUCUUAGGGAGUUUAUCCAACACAACAAAGGCAAUCCGUACCACUGUGUGACGUCACCGGCGACACCUGGCAGUACGUCACCUGUGUCAGCUGACAGAGCUGCCAUGGAGUCUGGCACCUCCUACCCCAACUUUUCUCUGGCCCUCAGCGAGGAGUCUGAGAACACCAGGUUGCUGGUCAAGGCUUUGGCUGACCACACAGUUUACACCAGUGACCAGUGCACUGCACCUAUGGCCACACACCUGGUGGCUUUUCUACUCUUGACCAAGUACAGACAGGGUACAUACUUGAGGGAAUUGACCAAAGCUGUCCAUUGGCUGGUCAGGGAACUUCAAGCCCAACACAAAGAUGUUGGCUUUUGUGGUCAGCCAGAGGAUGUCAUACUCUACGCUCAGACUCUACUGGGGGACACAUUGGUCAGCAAGAAGUGGUAUGAGGAGAACAAUGAUCUCAAGCUUUACCCAAACCUCAGCUUGCCUUUUGUCUUUGAGCUCAGCUAUUAUUCCAAUCUGGUCACCACACAUUUUGCUCUAGAGAGUGCUCUAGCCAUAGCUGUACUGCUAGCUGGGAACCUUUCUGUCCACAACCUUCAGCCAGGCAGCCAACAGAGAGAAGUCAGCAGAGAGAGGCUGCUAGAAGUGGCCGAGGAGCUGUGUCUGGUCAUCCACAAUGAAUAUAUUUUUGUGCCUCCUUGCCAGACUGUCAACGCUGCGCUGCAUGACAUGGUGGAAGCUUUUAUUUCCAAGGAGAUUUUAUCAACAGAAACUGACAGCAAUAAUGACAGUCUGCUGUUUGCUGGUAAAGACAGACGCUGGUCUGACAGGCUGGCUCUGUGUAUGGAUGUGGAUGACGAGGAGGUCAGUGAGUCAUUCACUCACCAGCAGACUCUUCAGGUGAAUGUAGACAGAGCAGAUGUGAGGGAGCGUCUCUUGUUCCUGGUGACAGUUCUAGGCCCUGCACUUGAGUCACACCUGGUGGUUGCCAAAUACUCACUGACAGAGUUGCUCUCAGAGCAGCCAGAAGAAGAUUUCUUGAUGAAUGUUGGAGAAAGUGCCAGACAGAGGGUUGAUGAAGGAUUAGCACAUUACUCUGAAAGCUCCGCCAUGAUGAACUUGAAGUCUGCUGUCAAAUCAUUUCAAGACCUGGAGAUCCUGUACAGCUACAGGAAGGCCAACAUCAACAUGAUUGGCCUGAGUGAGCAGUUUGAUGCCAGGACAACGCUCGAUCAUUACCUCACAUUACUGCAGUCAGCUCUCAGCUAAAGUAACAUUACCUCACACUACUGCAGUCAGCUCUCAGCUAAAGUAACAUUACCUCACAUUACUGCAGUCAGCUCUCAGCUAAAGUAACAUUACCUCACACUACUGCAGUCAGCACUCAGCUAAAGUAACAUUACCUCACACUACUGCAGUCAGCUCUCAGCUAAAGUAACAUUACCUCACACUACUGCAGUCAGCUCUCAGCUAAAGUAACAUUACCCCACCCUACUGCAGUACGCUAAAGUAACAUUACCUCACACUACUGCAGUCAGCUAAAGUAACAUUACCUUACACUACUGCAGUCAGCUCUCAGCUAAAGUAACAUUACCUCACACUACUGCAGUCAGCUCUCAGCUAAAGUAACAUGACCUCACACUACUGCAGUCAGCUAAAGUAACAUUACCUCACACUACUGCAGUCAGCUCUCAGCUAAAGUAACAUUACCUCACACUACUGCAGUCAGCUCUCAGCUAAAGUAACAUUACCUCACACUACUGCAGUCAGCUCUCAGCUAAAGUAACAUUACCUCACACUACUGCAGUCAGCUAAAGUAACAUUACCUCACACUACUGCAGUCAGCUAAAGUAACAUGACCUCAGCUGAUACAGAUGAGACUGAAGGCACUGACUGUCCCAGCACUGGCCAGUACACACUUGCUGUACACACUGGCCAGUACACACUUGCUGUACACACUGGCCAGUACACACUGGCCAGUACACACUGGCCAGUACACACUGGCCAGUACACACUUGCUAUACACACUGGCCAGUACACACUUGCUGUACACACUGGCCAGUACAACUUGCUGUACACACUGGCCAGUACAACUUGCUGUACACACUGGCCAGUACACACUUGCUGUACACACUGGCCAGUACACACUUACUGUACACACUCCUCUUGUUAUUUAUUGCUGGCAUUGGUGUAAGGCCUGUCUCUGUAGGUGUGUGGUUGCUGUAGGUGUGUGGUUGUUGUAGGUGUGUGGUUGUUGUAGUUGUGUGGUUGCUGUAGGUGUGUGGUUGUUGUAGGUGUGUGGUUGCUGUAGGUGUGUGGUUGCUGUAGGUGUGGUUGUUGUAGG